GAAAUAAUCAGCACUGUUCCAGACUUAACAUCAAGCACACAAGAUUCUUCGACAGCAACGGCAGCAUUCUCCACUCCCAUUAACCCCUUCAACGUAACAACUAAAUUAACACAAGCGGCUAUCUUACAAAAACCUGAAAACGAAAGCUCCACCCCACCACUAACCUUAAAUCCUGGUUUCCUGACCCCUCCUCCCAAAGUAGAAACCCCAUCACAAGGCCCGAAGCGCAAAAGGCGUCGGAUUCAAUUUGUAAAUUAUUUGGAUGAUCAUAAUGCUCAUGGCAAACAGAGGAAACGAACUCGGCAUAAGAAAUUUCGAGUUAGACCUUACAAGUACUCCAUGGCCGAAGAAGAUGAUUAA
Messenger RNA from Porites evermanni, 360 nucleotides. Lineage: Eukaryota; Metazoa; Cnidaria; Anthozoa; Scleractinia; Poritidae. The record is from the annotation of a GenBank genome assembly.